Hippocampus zosterae (dwarf seahorse) is the source of this 563-nucleotide messenger RNA. RefSeq names its product protein preY, mitochondrial-like. The coding region runs from base 74 to 412 and encodes 112 amino acids. Lineage: Eukaryota; Metazoa; Chordata; Actinopteri; Syngnathiformes; Syngnathidae. The transcript has 2 exons. The record is from RefSeq and is a predicted model, not a curated record.
GACUUUUAUUUGAGUUGCACUAAACGUUCUUCCGGAAAUAAUCACCGGACAAACCUUUCGCUCUGUUGUGGUCAUGUUGCGAAAUGUUUUGGCCAGAUUUUUCACUGAAUCGUUUUUUGUUCACCGCACCGUAAAAUACUCGCCUUCAAUUCAGGCAUCUUCAUCUCCUUUUGCGUCAGUGAGGAACUUCACGGACGUGAAGGACGAAUCGCAACAGGAGUUUGACACCUCCUUGCUUGAGUUCUUAGUGUGUCCACUGUCCAAGAAGCCGCUCAGGUUUGAAGUCGCGACCAACGAGCUGAUCAACGACGAGCUUGGCAUCGCAUAUCCCAUCAUCGACGGAAUUCCCAACAUGAUCCCCCAGGAAGCCAGACUUGUACAGAAAGACUCAGACUCACCUGCACAAGAAUAGAAGUGUGCGUCUUGCAUGCUCGGCUCAACCGUUGGCACUCCUCCUCAUAUACAUAUAAAGCCAUCAAAGUGGUGUGAGAGGUGUCGCUAAUCUGCUAAGAGCACUAAUAAUAAUUUGAAGUUUCUCACCCACCUGCAAACAUGUUUUCCUU